AUGUCUGAUUUCAAGAGUAUAGGUGUCUCCAGAUGGCUCUCCGAGUCCUUGAACGCUAUGAGGAUCUAUACCCCAACAGCUAUUCAAAAAGCUUGCCAUGAUUGUAUUGGUGGUGCUAAAACAGGUUCUGGUAAAACUAUUGCAUUCGGCGCACCAAUGUUGACCAAAUGGUCAGAAGAUCCAAUGGGUAUUUUCGGUUUAGUUUUGACACCAACAAGAGAAUUAGCUUUACAAAUUGCUGAACAAUUUGCAGCUUUAGGUGCAGCUAUGAAUAUUAGAAUUGCUGUUAUUGUUGGUGGUGAAAGUAUGGUGGAACAAGCUAUUAAACUUCAAGGAAAACCACAUUUUGUUAUUGCAACUCCUGGUAGAUUAGCUGAUCAUAUUUUAAAUAGUGGUGAAGAUACUAUAGAAGGAUUGAAAAGAGUUCGUUAUUUAGUUCUUGAUGAAGCUGAUAGAUUGUUAAGUAAUAGUUUUGGAAGUGAUCUACAAAGAUGUUUCAGUAUAUUACCAUCUGCUGAUAAAAGACAAACAUUAUUAUUCACAGCUACUGUUACAGAUGCAGUACGAGCAUUGAAAGAUAGACCAACUCCAACAAAUAAACCAAAAUUAUUUAUUCAUGAAGUUGAUAGUGUGGAUAAAGUUGCCAUUCCAUCUCAAUUAGAAACUUAUUUCAUGCUUGUUCCAUCUUAUGUUAAAGAAUCUUAUUUAUAUAGUAUUUUAUCUCAUGAAGAUAAUGAAAAAAAAACUGCAAUGGUUUUCGUUAAUAGAACUCAUACAGCUGAAGUUGUUAGAAGAACUUUACGUAACUUGGAAAUUAGAGUUGCUUCAUUACAUUCAGAGUUACCACAACAAGAAAGAACAAAUUCAUUACAUAGAUUUAGAGCAAAUGCUGCUAGAGUACUUAUAGCUACAGAUGUUGCAUCUCGUGGGUUAGAUAUUCCAGAUGUUGAAUUAGUUAUUAAUUAUGAUAUACCCGCAGAUCCAGAUGAUUUUGUUCAUAGAGUUGGUCGUACAGCUCGUGCUGGUAGAAAAGGUCAAACUAUAAGUUUAGUUUCUGAAAAAGAUGUUUCAAGAAUUCAAGCAAUUGAAGAAAGAAUUAAUAAAAAAUUAGAUAAAUAUGAAAAAAUCACAGAUAAUAAAGUUAUUAAAAAAUCUUUACAAUCUGUUUCAAUUGCUAAAAGAGAAGCUGAAGCUGAAAUGAGUAAAGAAGAAUUUGGUGAAAGAAAAAGAACUAUCAAACGUAAAUCACAAAAAGAUGAUUCUUCAAAUUAUAAAAUUAAAAAACCAAAGAAUAAAUCAAGGAAAUAG
Messenger RNA from Hansenula ciferrii, 1308 nucleotides. It is a transcript of the gene DBP8, whose product is annotated as ATP-dependent RNA helicase DBP8. The transcript has 2 exons. The record is from RefSeq and is a predicted model, not a curated record. Bases 1 to 1308 code for a protein of 435 amino acids. Lineage: Eukaryota; Fungi; Ascomycota; Saccharomycetes; Phaffomycetales; Wickerhamomycetaceae. Gene Ontology annotation, molecular function: RNA helicase activity; nucleic acid binding; ATP binding.